This is a messenger RNA of Etheostoma cragini (Arkansas darter), 2581 nucleotides long. It is a transcript of the gene thap12b, whose product is annotated as THAP domain containing 12b. NCBI's taxonomy places the organism in Eukaryota, Metazoa, Chordata, Actinopteri, Perciformes, Percidae. The coding region runs from base 270 to 2537 and encodes 755 amino acids. The record is from RefSeq and is a predicted model, not a curated record. The transcript is spliced from 6 exons.
CGUCCAAUCAAGUGCUAAGUGGGCGGGCCCUCGUCCUGCAAAACGGUCUACUCCAAAUUCAACCGUUGUGUGAUUGUAAUCCUGAAUCUAGUCUAAACUGUUUAAUAGUUGUUCAUGGGAACGGCUAUUAGAUACUAUUUGAGGUCAUAUACGUUGUGUGUUAGCGUUAGAAAUCACCUGCGUCCCCAGGACUCUCCAACCGAAAGCGCCAAAGUAAGCAGAUGAUAACAGUCAGCUAAAUCAGCUAAGCUAACUACCUAGCUUGAAGCAUGCCGAAUUUUUGCGCGGCCCCAAACUGUACACGGAAGAGCACACAGUCAGAUUUGGCAUUUUUUCGGUUUCCACGGGACCCUGAGAGAUGCCGAAUCUGGGUAGAGAACUGCCGCAGAGCAGACCUAGAGGCGAAAACAUCGGACCAGUUGAACAAGCACUACAGAUUAUGUGCCAAACACUUCGACCCAGCAAUGGUUUGCAAAACAAGCCCCUACAGGACCGUAUUGAAGGACACAGCCAUUCCAACCAUAUUUGAUCUGACAAGCCAUCUAAAAAACCCUCAUACAAGACAUCGCAAGCGGAUUAAAGAACUUACUGAAGAAGAUUUAAAGAAGAUUAAAGAAAGGAGAUUGGCAUCUUCUAUCGAACAGCUUUCCAAAAAAGAUGCAGCCAUCGAGGAUAGCACAAGCACCAAUGAGGAUGAACCUCAACUGUCCACAGAGGAGAAGGAGUUGCGCGAAUACCUGCGAUCCUUGUUUGAGGUGGUGGUCAUGUUAGGAAAACAGGGCAUCCCGUUAGUGACCGGCAAAGCCUCUGAGGCUGAACACGUGUCCAACAACUUCCAGGUCAUCCUAGAUUACCGCAUGAAUGCUGGCGAUGAAGCUCUGAGGAAGCGCUUUCAGGCGACCGCUGUGAACACAGAAUACCUGUCUGCAACCCAGCAGAGCCAGCUGUUGGACGUCUGUGAGAACACAGUGAGAGAGGAGAUGCUAAUGGAGGUGAGGGAGAGUCGCUUCUUCUCCCUAGUGACGGGUGACCUCGUUGAAUUUGCCAACGAGAAACACCUGCCUCUAUUUUUACGCUUUGUGAAUCAGCACAACGUCCUUCGAGAGGAGUUUUUGGACUUUAUGUCGUUCGGUGGGGAUGAGUCUGCACUGGUAGAGAGGCUGGAGGCCCAGCUGACUGACCGUUGGGGGCUAAGCAUGGAGGACUGUCGUGGUCAGGCCCACCAGGCCACCGGGACUUCCACCACCAAGAUGAAAGCUGUGGCAGUAUUACUGAUGGAGAAGUAUCCCCUGGCAUUGCAUCUGCCUUGCUCUCAUAUGGCACUGAACAUCCACCUGGCCAACAAUCUCCCUUUUCCCAACGUCCACGUCGUCAUGGAGACUCUGCGAAGGCUUGGUGCUUUCUUCACAACGCCUUUUACUCUGGAUGAGCUUGAGAAAGCCAUCGCUACUCACUACCAGAAAAAUGAGGAGAAGGGAAGUGCAGUAAAAGAAGCGUCCGGCUCAGGAUGGACAGAGCAGCACAAUGUUUUUGAUGUGCUUCUAGACUUGUUGCCGCCCCUGCUGCUGUGCAUGGACAGCAUUCGGGACAACGCCGACGGCAGGUUUGCCAACGCUGUCACAGCCGACGCGUAUGCGUUCACAGAAACCCUGUCUGAUUUUGAGGUCGUCGUCACCGUCAUCAUCUUGAAGAAUGUCCUCACCUUCACCAGAGCCUUCGGGAGGAAUCUCCAAGGGGAAACGCUCGAGGUGUUUUUCGCCGCCAACAGUCUGACGGCUGUCCUGCAUUCACUGAAUGAGGUCAACGAUAACAUCGAUGUCUACCACGAGUUCUGGUACGAGGAGGCUGUGAGCGUGGCCAACGUGAUGGGGGUUCCUGUGAAGGUGCCGAGGCUGUUCUUCCGGAAACAGCGUGCAGCCGAUGUGGGUGAAAUCCAAGCCGAGGCCUAUUUUAAGGAGUAUGUGACCGUGCCCAUUAUCCAUGGCAUCAUGCAGGAGGUGGAGGACAUGUUCUCUGACACCAACCUCAAAGCUCUUAAGUGCCUGUCACUGGUCCCGGGCGUCAUGGGCCAAAUGAAGUUCAACACCACCGAGGAGAACUACGCAGAAGUCUACCGUAGCGACCUGCCCAACCCAGACACGCUCCCCGCAGAGCUUCACUGCUGGAGAAUCAAGUGGAAGCACCGGGGCAAAGAGGUGCGCCUGCCCACCACCAUCCACGAGACCCUGCAGCUGCCAGAUGUCAAGUUCUUUCCCAACGUCAACUCCUUCCUCAAGGUGCUUUCCGCCCUGCCAGUUCUGAAAGUGGAGGACACCAGAACUGAGGCGGCGAGUGAACGGCUGCAGGCCUACCUCGACAGCGUGCCCGCCAAGCAGUGGAACAAGAGUCUCGCCAUGCUUAACGUCAACACUCAUGUCAAGCACGACUUGGAUGUCAUGGUAGACAAGUACUGCAGACUCUAUUCAGAGGAUGAUCCUGAAGCUGAGGCCGAGCCAGAUGCUGAGGAAGUGGCUGAGGAAGAUACCGAGAUGAAAUGAUGCGGCACGGACACUGAAUUCACUUAGGUGUUCUGGGACAAAAA